This is a messenger RNA of Aspergillus pseudonomiae, 914 nucleotides long. Its product is annotated as serine protease. Gene Ontology annotation, biological process: proteolysis. The record is from RefSeq and is a predicted model, not a curated record. The transcript is spliced from 2 exons. Bases 99 to 914 code for a protein of 271 amino acids. Gene Ontology annotation, molecular function: serine-type endopeptidase activity. NCBI's taxonomy places the organism in Eukaryota, Fungi, Ascomycota, Eurotiomycetes, Eurotiales, Aspergillaceae.
AACGUAGAAUCUAUUGCACUCCUAAGUUUAGUUUGGUUUGAUAGGUAGCUACUUAAUGGUUCAGAUCACGAGCUGUCGAGGAGGAAAGUCUGGGAGGAAUGCUUGCAGAUCCUUCAACCUUGCACGGUAAGCGAGAAACUACUGAAAAGCUAUCAAGAGUCGAACUUUCAAGCGGAAUUGGAAAGCUAAGAAUAACAAUGCACACCACAGGAGAUUUGAGUAUAAAAGCCCUGGGUGUCCUGGGCUCUACAGAAGUUUUAGGUGGUUCACCUGCUACGAUCAACGACCUUCCCUAUCUAGUCAGCAUUUCGAAAUCAGGCGCAUAUACCUGUGCUGGUGCUAUUAUCAGCGGAAACUGUGUUGUUACUUCUGCACAAUGCGUAUAUGGCCUAGAGGCAUCACCCACAAGCUUUUCCGUGAGGGCAGGCUCAAGCCAAACAUCAUCUGGAGGGUAUGCAAUUACGGUAUCAAAGAUUUCCCGGCAUCCUCAAUUCAAGCCAACCAGCAAUGAUUUCGACGUUACCGUGCUCCAAUUAUCUUCCUCUAUCACAUCCGGUCCGACUGUCAAGCUGGCUGAAUUUGUCCAGUCUGGCCAGGAGCCAGCGGAUGGGGCUGAAUGUGUGGCUUCUGGCUGGGGUGACCUGGAAGGACAAUUACAAUCAGUUACACUGCCUAUCGUGAACCGAGAGAAAUGCAAUGAGACUUAUGCCGGCCAAAUCACCGACCGUAUGAUAUGUGGUGGCUCCGAAGCUGGUAAAGGUACCUGUCCAGGGGACCGUGGUGGCCCGGUUACUUGCGGUGGUAAACUUGCUGGAAUCAUCUCGCAGACUAAUGGGUGCAACCUACUUGGUCUUCCGGACGUAUUCACUGAUGUUGCCAAAUCUAGCAUUCAAUCUUGGAUUAAGAGUCAGUAG